ACAUGGUAGGGUGAAGAGAAGAAAAGAAAAGGCUGCGAAUUUAAAAACGUUUUCUCUGUUUGAGUAUAUCCACUGAAAAGAGCGCAGCCAGGAGAGAGAACAAAACCCUUUCAAAGGUUUUGAAGAUAACAACAAUGAAUACUUGUUCUUAGACCCAACGGAACAACGUUGUUGUAGUAACAAGUAACCACAAAUGCUUCCGCUUAGAAGAAGAAGAACAAGUAGUAACGAAUAAUAAUAAUAAUGCAGAAACUUCUUCAGCGUCCAACUUGUUCACUCCCAAUCCCUAUUCUAUCUUCUUCUUCUUCUUCUUCUUCUUCUUCUUCCUCCAACCCUCUCUUUCUCCAUCUCCCAACAACAAUGUCUACAGCAGCAGCAACAACAACGCCGUCAUCCAUUAGAAUUUCAUUCCCAAACAACAAUAACACUCUCCUUCUCAAACAUUCUUCUCCUCGUUACUCCUAUCUCCGUACAUCUUUCUCUCCCACUCUAACCCUAACCCCCACCAAAACCCUUCCAUGGCUUCUUCUUAACCGCUCUCUAUAUUCAAAUUCCUCUCUACAUCAUUCAUCCUCUGAACAACAACACCAGGAUACAACUUCUUCUUCUUCAUCAUCUACCGCCGACGUCAGACUAAAUAGGAGGCAAAAGGUUUCUUCUUCUUCUUCUCCAUCGUCAAAUCCUGAUUUGUUGGCUAUUCCCGGUGUGGGUCCCAGAAAUUUCAGAAAACUAGUUCAAAAAGGCAUCCAAGGUGUUGCUCAGCUCAAACAACUCUACAAAGAUAAGUUCUUUGGGAAAUCUAGUGACCAGAUGGUGGAGUAUCUACAGAGUUCUGUUGGAAUUAUCCACAAGAACCAUGCUGAGAGUAUAACUACUUUCAUUAAAAAGAGUGUUGAUGAAGAAAUUGAUGAUAAUUCCUCUGGGAAGCAGUCUUCGCAGAAGAAGCGACUUACGUUCUGUGUCGAGGGUAAUAUCAGUGUUGGUAAGACUACUUUUCUUCAGAGAAUAGCCAAUGAAACUAUUGAACUGAGGGAUCUCGUCGAGGUGGUUCCUGAACCCAUUGGUAAGUGGCAAGAUAUUGGACCCGACCACUUCAAUAUCCUAGAUGCUUUUUAUGCUGAGCCAGAGAGGUAUGCAUACACCUUUCAGAACUACGUUUUUGUUACUAGGGUGAUGCAAGAGAGAGAGUCUUCUGCUGGAAUCAAGCCUCUUCGAUUGAUGGAGAGGAGUGUUUUCAGUGACAGGAUGGUUUUUGUACGAGCAGUUCAUGAAGCCAAGUGGAUGAAUGAGAUGGAGAUCAGUAUUUAUGAUUCUUGGUUUGAUCCUGUUGUGUCUACCUUGCCCGGCCUCAUUCCUGAUGGUUUUAUCUAUCUCAGAGCAAGUCCUGAUACUUGCCAUCAAAGAAUGAAAUCAAGGAAGAGAGAAGAAGAAGGCGGAGUCAGCCUAGAGUAUCUGCGCGACCUCCACGAAAAGCAUGAGAGCUGGUUAUUCCCCUCCCAAAGUGGUAAUCAUGGAGUGUUAUCUAUCAAUAAGCUGCCCCGUCAUGUCGACAACUCCUUACACCCUGAUAUAAGAGACCGUGUAUUUUAUCUAGAGGGUGACCACAUGCAUUCCAGCAUUCAGAAGGUUCCUGCAUUGAUUCUGGACUGUGAACCCAAUAUUGAUUUCACCAAGGAUAUUGAAGCCAAGAGGGAAUAUGCACGCCAAGUUGCAGAGUUUUUUGAAUUUGUCAAGAAACAGCAAGUUCUAUCUGAGGAAGCUGUUGCAGGUGGUAAAAAUAACCAGGGCCAUCCACAAGUGCUGCUGCCUCAUGAAGGUGACUUGUGGCUACCAGGUGGAAAGCCUUUCCCCCGAACAGCCUUGGAUUUCAGACGGGCAAUGUCAAUUAUGUCUGGUAGUGGCUGAUAACGAAAUGAUUGGGAUCAAGAUAAUACUAAUAGUCAUUAGUUUAUGUGUUAAUGUUUUUUUUUGCAUGUAAAAAGAUUGGAACUAGGACUUUGACUGAUGUAAAGUUGGUAGUUAUUUAUGGUUUUCAAACCCUUUGGUAGUUGCUACUAAUCUACUAGACUACUUGGUUUAUUA
Lathyrus oleraceus (garden pea) is the source of this 2082-nucleotide messenger RNA. RefSeq lists its product as uncharacterized. Bases 244 to 1905 code for a protein of 553 amino acids. The transcript has 5 exons. The record is from RefSeq and is a predicted model, not a curated record. Gene Ontology annotation, cellular component: cytoplasm. Lineage: Eukaryota; Viridiplantae; Streptophyta; Magnoliopsida; Fabales; Fabaceae. Gene Ontology annotation, molecular function: deoxynucleoside kinase activity.